Molecule: messenger RNA, 2284 nt
Organism: Arabidopsis thaliana (thale cress)
Lineage: Eukaryota; Viridiplantae; Streptophyta; Magnoliopsida; Brassicales; Brassicaceae
Gene: CDF2
Product: cycling DOF factor 2
Exons: 2
Coding region: 223-1596 (457 amino acids)
Biological process (GO): regulation of DNA-templated transcription
Cellular component (GO): nucleus
Molecular function (GO): DNA binding; DNA-binding transcription factor activity
Source: RefSeq, marked reviewed
CUGUAAAUCUUUUUUCUUUCUCUCUCGCAAAGACAAAAAAGCAUUCCCAAUUAACAAAUCUAGAAAUCAAAACUCAGACAACCACCGAUAACAAGACAGUCGUUUCUCUCUCUCUUUUAAACAAAUAAAAAUUGGAACUUUUUUCCUCUGUCUUCUCAAAAAGUUUCCGCUUUUUGCUCGCUGGAGAAGAAAGAAAGAAAGAAGUGAAAAGGAAUCAUUACCAUGGCUGAUCCGGCGAUUAAGCUCUUUGGAAAGACGAUUCCUUUACCUGAGCUUGGUGUUGUUGAUUCUUCUUCUAGCUAUACCGGAUUUUUAACCGAAACUCAGAUUCCUGUUCGGUUAUCAGAUUCGUGUACCGGCGAUGAUGAUGAUGAAGAGAUGGGUGAUUCCGGUUUAGGACGAGAAGAAGGUGAUGAUGUUGGUGAUGGUGGAGGAGAGAGCGAGACUGAUAAAAAGGAAGAAAAAGAUAGUGAGUGUCAGGAAGAGUCAUUGAGGAAUGAAUCUAAUGAUGUUACUACUACUACAUCGGGUAUAACUGAAAAAACGGAAACAACAAAAGCUGCAAAGACGAAUGAAGAGUCAGGUGGUACUGCUUGCUCUCAAGAGGGGAAGUUAAAGAAACCUGAUAAGAUUCUACCGUGUCCGCGAUGUAACAGCAUGGAAACCAAGUUCUGUUACUACAACAACUAUAAUGUUAACCAACCUCGCCAUUUCUGCAAGAAAUGUCAGAGAUAUUGGACAGCUGGUGGAACGAUGAGGAAUGUUCCGGUUGGUGCUGGGAGACGUAAGAAUAAGAGUCCAGCUUCUCAUUAUAACCGUCAUGUAAGUAUAACAUCUGCGGAAGCUAUGCAGAAGGUGGCGAGAACUGAUCUUCAACAUCCUAAUGGUGCAAAUCUUCUCACUUUUGGCUCUGAUUCUGUGCUUUGUGAAUCUAUGGCUUCUGGAUUGAAUCUUGUUGAGAAGUCAUUGUUGAAGACACAAACUGUAUUGCAAGAACCCAAUGAAGGCUUGAAGAUUACGGUUCCGUUAAACCAGACAAACGAAGAAGCUGGAACAGUCAGCCCGUUACCAAAAGUUCCAUGCUUUCCAGGACCACCACCAACUUGGCCUUACGCUUGGAACGGAGUUUCGUGGACGAUUUUACCGUUUUACCCUCCACCGGCUUACUGGAGCUGCCCGGGGGUUUCACCGGGGGCAUGGAACAGCUUCACAUGGAUGCCACAACCCAAUUCACCAUCUGGUUCCAAUCCAAAUUCUCCUACACUAGGUAAACAUUCACGUGACGAGAACGCUGCUGAACCAGGAACCGCUUUUGAUGAAACCGAGUCACUUGGUAGGGAGAAAAGCAAACCCGAGAGAUGCUUGUGGGUUCCCAAGACGCUGAGGAUUGAUGAUCCAGAGGAAGCUGCUAAAAGUUCCAUCUGGGAAACAUUAGGGAUCAAAAAAGACGAAAAUGCGGAUACUUUCGGAGCUUUCAGAUCAUCAACCAAAGAAAAAAGCAGUCUUUCUGAAGGAAGACUUCCGGGAAGAAGACCGGAGUUGCAAGCGAAUCCUGCUGCUCUUUCUAGGUCAGCAAACUUCCAUGAGAGCUCAUAGAAAGAAGAAGAAUCUAAGCAGCUGAUUUGAUUGUUUUUGGGUUCAGUCUUGUGUUCCAAGAAAGCAGGUGAGUCCUUUUGUACAUAUAGCUAUAUAUACACACACAUGUUUGUGUAUAUAUAUAUAAUGGUUGACAUAGUGAGGGAUAAGUAGUUUUUGGAUUGCAGAGUGAAAGUUUGUUGUAUCAUAAAUGAAAAAACCUCAAAACUGUAGUUAAAUAAAUGUAUCUUGCAUGAAUAACUUAUUUUCCCUAUCAUGACAUUGUAUGUUCACAGACAAAUUCAAACAAGUUUAAAGGAACGUUUAUAGUUAUCCACAUGAUGUAUGAUUCUCAGAAUCUUGAGAGUGAUCUAACUUAUUGGACUUCAGUAGUAGUGGCAGCAACAAGCUUGUUUUCGGCAUCCGCGGAGGAGCGAACCACUGUCUUCAACUUCUUAGAUGACCGCGAUGUCAAGUGUUUACCAUGGUAAAUCAGGUUUGCUUUAGUAGAUGUGUAGUCAUUCUUAUAACCAGUCCAAAAAUCACCCAACAAAGACAUGAACCAAGUCUCGAAAAAGCAAGCCGCGAUCACCAAUACUGCGAAAAUAACGCAAACACAGCUUCUUCACUGCAAGCAAAUGGUCAUGGUUGAUGCAUGAAUGGAGAGUCUAUUGACAACAUACAUAAGCAAAAGCAAUGUGGUAGAUGC